This is a messenger RNA of Aegilops tauschii subsp. strangulata, 1649 nucleotides long. Its product is annotated as GDSL esterase/lipase APG-like. The record is from RefSeq and is a predicted model, not a curated record. Gene Ontology annotation, molecular function: hydrolase activity, acting on ester bonds. NCBI's taxonomy places the organism in Eukaryota, Viridiplantae, Streptophyta, Magnoliopsida, Poales, Poaceae.
CCUUGCAAGUGACCAACAUAUCUAGCCGGCCGGUUGAUAUCACGUGCGUUAUUGCUGUUGCAACAGUACAUCAUAUAGUGUAUAAAUAGGCAGGAGGGCCUGGGCUUUUGCUCCAACUCACCGGUAGAUUGCUCCGCUACCAUUCCAAGCACACAUUCCAGCUACUCUGCAGUUCGGAAAGAAAAAGAUAUAGCUGCAGGCGCCAUGAUGGGGGUGAGAGUGGCCACUGGCAAGGCUCUGAUGAUACUGGUUGCAGUGUCUAUUAUCUGCGCCGGCGGCGGAGUGGUGGCCUCGCCGGCGGCCGCGGAGGAGGUGCCCCUGGUGCCGGCGGUGUACGUGUUCGGCGACUCGACGAUGGACGUGGGCAACCUGGGAAACUUUACGCCGUCGCCUCCCUACGGCGUCGACCUCCCGCUGGGCAUCGUGCCCAGGUUCAGCAACGGAUACAACAUGGCCGACUCCAUCUCGAGGCUGCUGGGUUUUGAUAUGAGCCCGCCGGCUUACCUGUCGCUGACGCCGGAGACGAGCGUUGAGAUCCUGAAAGGCUUGGGUGGAGUCAACUACGCCUCCGGUGGAUCCGGCAUUCUCGACAUCACUCAUAAUGCAGACCUCCCGUUGAGCAAGCAGGUGGAGUACUUCGCGGCCACCAAGGCAAAGAUGAUAGAGAAUGGCACCGUGGACAUCGAUGCGCUGCUGUCCAAGUCGCUCUUCCUCAUUAGCGACGGCGGCAACGAUAUGUUUGACUUCAUCUUCAAGGGACGGUCGAUCUUUGAGUUUCCGUCCUUCCACCGGGACCUUCUGUCCAACUACACCAAGUAUGUCCAGACGCUGUAUGGGCUCGGGGCGCGGCGUUUCGGUCUCAUUGACGUGCCACCUGUCGGAUGCGUGCCGAUGAUGCGGUAUAUACUCUCCAAGGCCGGUUUGGACAUGUGCGAACGCGUCGCAAACGGCCUCGCUGAGGGCUUCAACAAAAAGUUGAGCAUCGAGAUGGCGAAGCUCGCUGACUCGCUGCCUGGGAUGAGGUACUCCGUGGGGAGCUCCUACAAGCUGGUGACCAACUACACGGCGCACCCGGAGGCCGCCGGGUUCGACGAUGUGAAGAGCGCGUGCUGCGGCGGCGGGAUGUUCGGCAUGGAGACCUUGUGCGUGCCCGAUGUCACCACCUGCCCCAACCACGACGACCAUCUCUUCUGGGACGCGGUGCACUGCACCCAGGCCACCUCCAACAAGGGCGCUGAGGCCAUCUUUGCCGCGCCGGUAGGGCUAAAUUUCACCGCACCCAUCAAUUUCAAGCAGCUGCUUCUUGAUGAUCAACCCACACCGUCAGCCGUUAAUUUACUUACGAGUUAGUGAGUGUCAAGCCUGCUGCUACUCUCUGUUAGCAGUUCCGUCAUGUCCGUUUUAUCCUUGUUCUAUGUCGAUCGAGCACAGCAGAUGUGUUGCAUGUGCUCAGUAAGUAGUAUACUAGUUUGGACGUUUUGUAUCGUGCAAAAUAAAGAACCUGACACGUACUUUGUUUGCGUGGAGGCGCGUCGUAUAAGUGGGCUGCAUUGUUACAAGCUGAUCGUGGCAUGGUAGAAACAGAUCGUGGCAUAGGAGUCGGUCAUGUUUGAUUCCUUACUGAACAUCCCUUAUACUGAAUAAAGAAG